Molecule: messenger RNA, 1545 nt
Organism: Paramecium tetraurelia
Lineage: Eukaryota; Ciliophora; Oligohymenophorea; Peniculida; Parameciidae
Exons: 1
Source: RefSeq, a predicted model, not a curated record
AUGUAAAUUAACACCUUUUCUUUUAAGGAAUAAGAUUCAAUCAAAUCCUUUGUAGAAUAUUAUCAUAUUGCUUAUGGUGUUGAUACCCUCUCAAAACAAUGGCUUGGAAGUGCAUUUAAUUCUUAAGAUUACAAGACUGCGAGAGAAUCCACUAAACUUAAAAUGGAUUAGAUUGAGUUUGCUGGUUUAGAUAACAUUAACUAUUCCUUGAAGGAUUUCUAUGCAUUAGCUGGAAAAGAUAAUGUGAAAUUGUAGAAUGUUUGCAUGACAUUUUGUUCAAAGAAUCCAGACAUCAAAUUGACUGCUGAUAUGAUUUGUUUAGCUAAUUUUUUGCUUUGUUUCUCAUCUGAAGCUUCUGCCUUUUAGCUCCUAAAUAUCAUAUACAGAUAAAAGCCACCUGAGGAGUUUUUAAAAAGCAUAGUAACUUGUUGUGUAAAAGGAUUCAAUAUGUCUGAGAGUGAUACCAUAUAUUUGAGACAAUUUUUGGAAGCCAGAUUAAAAAGAUAUUUGCUUACAUUUUCAAUUAAUAUGUUCAAUUUUGAUACCACUCUGCUGUUGAUUUAAUAACUGAUACAAAAAUAUGAUUAUUUCAUUCAAGGGUUAUCAGCUAUUUUUAUGAUUGCUAGUCCGAAUCUGAAAUCCUCGACUCAUGAAGAGUUAGAGAUUUACAUUUUAAGAGAAAUCAGAAGAAAAGAAGUAGAACUUAAACUCAAAACUAUUUAAUAACCAAAACCAAAAUAGGAUUCAGAGAAUAAGGAUCGAACUCAAUCUAUCAUGAGUUUGGCUUUUUCGACUUUCGAAUAAUAAGAUACAUCCCAGAUAAAUGAUUUAAAAACCGAGAUUUCAAAUCUUAAAUUAUAAUUGUCAUUGAAGGAUAAUGAAAUUGAAAGUUAUAAGUUUCAGUUAUCUUAACUUUAAAUACCAGAUUAAUAAAAAAAAGAAAAGUUUCUAAAGUAAAAAUGCGAUGAAAUUGCAAUUCUAUUAUCUAGAAUUGACGAAUUAACACUUGAGAAUUAGGUCUACUAAAAAAAGGAACGUACUAAUUCAGAUUUCUCAUUAAUGUAUUAACAAUCAUAGAAAAUCAUAGAGGAAAAACAGAAAUAAAUUAACAGAUUGAAAGAUAAAGUGAAAGAGAGUUCUUUAGAGAAUAGGACUAUGUCUUUAUCCUUGGCUGGUGGAGUUUAAGGUAUUCUGUCAGGAAAGGAGGUUUAAGAGUUGAAAUAGGGUUUUGAAGAGGAGAAGCAAUUUCUGACUGAUUAAAUAAAAUAGUUGGAAAGUAGCAAGGCCCUCUUACAAAAGAGUUUGGAUGCUCAAAAGAAACUGAAUCAAAGAGUAAUCGACUAUAUUGGGUCUAUGACUUUAAAUAAUAAGUUAAUUGAAUUGUAAAUUAAGACUUCUGAAGAAAAAGAAACAAUUUCAUACAAAGAUGAGGUCAAUAACUUGAUUGAUAUAAAAAAUUAGUAGAACCAGAUGCUGUCUAGAUUACAGAGUACUAAUUUGCAAUAAAUUGAGGAACUCAAAGUUAAAAUUAAGAAUUUGAAAUGA